AUGCCGUGGGGGACCUCAGCCCUUCCUCUGUUGUAUUUGGGGUUAAUUCCUCCACUUUUGGUUGUUAUGAAGACAACAACAGUAGAAGACAAUCUAUGCAGUACAGUCCCUUGUGUGUUUGAAUUUCGCAAGGCAUCUCCCAGAAAUCCCAUGACUGUGCACUACAGGCAUAAUGAGAACAUCAGCUUGCAUGCAGAUACCAGGCAGCCCCGAGCCCCCAUGGGUGAUCUCUCCACAGAGGAGGUGGAAGCCUGCAUCCUGCUGACCCGAGACAUGCUUGGAAAAGAAAACAUGACCUACUUGCUCUAUGUAGGUGUAGGAGAUCAGAAAGACCUGACCCAAAAGCCAGAGCUUCACAUCCCAGAAAGUGGUGUGGCUGGAGAGCCUGCAACUUUGACCUGUGCCAUCCAAGGCAUCUGCCAAGAACCCAAAGUCCUUUCUGUCUCCUGGAAUGGGCCUGACAUGUCUUCCAACACAAAUGUCUCAAUCAACUCCUCUUCAGAGAUGUCCACCUUCAGAUGCCACUUAAGUCUAUCCCUAGAUAACCUGGUCAGCCGUAAAUCGGUCAAACUACGACUGGUCUCACCUGCUAGGCUGCUCAACUACUCCUGUUUAUUGAAGAGGACACUAGCAUGUAGUUGUUCCUUCCAUGGGAUCCCCACACCCUCUGUGCAGUGGUGGGUUGGAGGAGUCCCUGUGAGUGCAAAAAGCAUAGAUACCAUCCUGCGCAUGACCUCCACCACACUGGAACCCUGGACCAACAGCACCAUCCACCUCCUAUGGGAACCAGAAAUCAUAAGGAGACUACGCUGUGAGGGGAGGAACCAAUAUGGAGUUCAUGCUUCCAGAAUUUUCCUGAUACCAGAUAAAAGCUCCAUUUCCAGUGUCUUCCUGAGAGGGCUAAUCCAGGGCAUUGUGUACGGGACAAUAGCAUCUUCUUUACUCUUUUUCUUCCUUGUUGUCCUGGCAAUGAAGAUGCUUAAUUGGUGGGAGGAGAAUCAAACUUUCAAGAACAAAGAAGCCCCGGCCCUCAAGAAACCAGUUUCAGGAGGAGCCAAAACGGAAGUCUGA
Phodopus roborovskii (desert hamster) is the source of this 1071-nucleotide messenger RNA. RefSeq names its product sialic acid-binding Ig-like lectin 5. Gene Ontology annotation, biological process: cell adhesion. The transcript has 6 exons. Gene Ontology annotation, cellular component: plasma membrane. The record is from RefSeq and is a predicted model, not a curated record. Gene Ontology annotation, molecular function: sialic acid binding. Lineage: Eukaryota; Metazoa; Chordata; Mammalia; Rodentia; Cricetidae. The coding region runs from base 1 to 1071 and encodes 356 amino acids.